ACACGUGAGGCGGAAGUGGCUGUAGCCGCCGCUGUGCCCGGCGCUGUCCGGUCCCCGUCCCGUCCCGUCCCCGUUCCCCCCUUCCCCCCCCCCCGCCAUGACGCUGUUCCACUUCGGGAACUGCUUCGCUCUCGCAUACUGCCCCUAUUUCAUCACCUACAAAUGCAGCGGGCUGUCGGAGUACAGCGCGUUCUGGCGCUGUGUGCAGGCGGGAGCCACAUAUGUGCUGGUGCAGCUCUGCAAGAUGCUGUUCCUGGCCACGUUCUUCCCCACAUGGGAGGGACCCUCCGGGGGUUACGAUUUGGUGGGGGAGUUCCUGAGGGCGACGGUGGACGCGGCCGAUUUGGGGGGGCUGCAGUUGGCGUUGGGGAGGGGGGGGGGGAAGGGGGAGCACCGCAUCCUCGUGGCCGCUAUGGGGUGGGCGACCGCAGAGCUGCUCACCUCACGCUGCGUCCCGCUGUGGGUCGGAGCGCGCGGCAUCGAGUUUGAUUGGCGGCACGUGCAGAUGGGGCUGGACUCCAACAUCAGCCUGGUGCGUCACGUGGCGGCGGCGGCGCUGCUUUGGGCCUCGGGACGCCACGACCUCCCCCCCAAACUGCGGGUCCCACUUGGGGGGCUGCUGGUGGGCGUGGCCUACGAGGGCUUCCUGACCGGGUGGGCCGCCCAGGCGCUGUCGUUGGGGCCGUGGGGGGCGUUGGGGGUCCGCGCGGUGGGGGCGGCGCUGUUGGGGUUGGGGGCGCUGCGGCUCCUGGUGCCUCUAUUGCCCCCCACGUGACGGGGGGACUUCCGCCGGAAGUACCGCCCCCCCACCCCAACACACCCCGGAAGUACCGCGCCCACCCCACCCCACGUGACAUGGGGACCCCCGCCUGAAGUACCGCCCCCCACCCCAAACAUACCCCGGAAGUACCGCCCCGCACGUGACGAGGGGACGCACACCGGAAGUACCGGACCCCCCUCCCCGAGAGGUGGGGACUCACACCGGAAGUACCGCUCUUUACCCCCCCUCUCUCCCGGAAGUUCCGCCCCCAACCUCUUCACCGGAAGUGCCGCCCCCCACCUCAAACACCCCCCGGAAGUACCCCCAUUUCCCCCCCCCUCAAAUAAAAGCCCCCCAAUGAUG
Messenger RNA from Gallus gallus (chicken), 1123 nucleotides. RefSeq names its product transmembrane protein 147 (gene TMEM147). The record is from RefSeq and is a predicted model, not a curated record. Lineage: Eukaryota; Metazoa; Chordata; Aves; Galliformes; Phasianidae.